CUACUCAGCGGCAACUUGACUCGUGUGUGUCCUCUCCGGCAUGACGUCACGGAGGGACACUCCACGCGACAAGUGUACAGACAAGAUGGCGCUCGCUGUUGUACCCCACAAGUAAUCAGCGCUUGAAGAAAAUUCAGAUUUUCCAUCAUGCCUGGGAAGGAGCUGGAUUCAUCGCUGUCUGCCGUCACCAUGGUGAUGUGAGAAGGGGAGUGGCUCCCUGUGAUGGAUAGGUGUAAGCAUGUGGGUCGCUUAAGGCUCGCUCAGGACCACUCGAUCCUGAACCCGCAGAAAUGGCACUGUGUGGACUGCAACACCACAGAGUCCGUGUGGGCAUGCCUCAGCUGUUCACAUGUGGCGUGCGGACGGUACAUAGAGGAGCAUGCGCUUCAGCACUUUAAGGAGCAGCACCACCCCCUGGCCCUGGAGGUGAAUGAAUUGUAUGUGUACUGCUACUUGUGUGACGACUAUGUGCUAAACGACAAUGCAACCGGUGACUUAAAGCUGUUGCGUAGCACACUGAGCGCUAUUAAGAGCCAGUGCUAUGAAGUCACCACACGCAGUGGCCGUACCCUACGGUCGUCCUCCACCGCUGGAGACCAACUGUCCCCCAGCACGCAGGAGCUUCAGCUGCGCGAUGAGGACCGCAUGUUCACGGCACUCUGGCACCGCCGGCGUGCCCUCAUUGGUCGCGUCUUUCGCUUGUGGUUUGUGCAGACGGAACGGGGCCAGAUGCGAUUGGAAGAAGAACGGCAACAGGAGGAAGAAGAGGAGAAGAAAAGGGAGGCACGGGAGAGAAGGCGGGAACUUAAACGGCAAGCCAGAGAGGAGCUUGAAAGCGCGCCUCCAAGGAAGAGCCGUCGGAUUCAUCGGCAGAGCCUUAAAGCUGUGUCGGCUUCCACACCAACGUCAGCCAUAAGCACCAAAUCCACAAUACGAAGGUCUGCCCCAGCUCGCAUCUCCACCCCUACUCCACGAACAACUAAAGACAGAAAGCCUCAGCAGAGGCCUCGUACAUCAACGAAAGCCAAAAGGCCUCGGCCACCCCCACCUAAAACAGGCGAUUCACCAAUCAAACGCCGACCCACCGUCACACCAGGAGUUACGGGUUUGCGCAACCUUGGCAAUACAUGCUACAUGAACUCUAUUUUGCAGGUUCUGAGUCACUUGCAUGUAUUUCGGGAGUGCUUUUUGAGGCUGGACCUGAACCAGGCACUUGAACUGCUAGCCUCUGCGGUGAGCCGUAAGUUAGGACUCACCAGUCAGCACGUGUCUCAGCCUAAAGGCUCCAACCAGUGGUCGGGGCUCAGCGGAGGAGCCUCACGCUCACGAAACAUGGAGCUCAUCCAACCCAAGGAGCCGAGCUCCAAACACAUCUCACUUUGUCACGAGUUACACACGCUGUUUCAAGUGAUGUGGUCAGGGAAGUGGGCCCUGGUGUCGCCGUUCGCCAUGCUGCACUCUGUGUGGCAGCUGAUCCCGGCGUUCCGAGGAUACGCACAGCAGGACGCACAGGAAUUUCUUUGUGAACUUUUAGAUAAAGUCCAGCAUGAGCUGGAACGGACCAGAACGCUAACGCCCACCACCGUGCCGGCCAAUCAGAGACGGCUUAUCAAACAGGUGCUCAGCGUGGUGAACACCAUCUUUCACGGACAGCUGCUCAGUCAGGUGCGGUGUUUAGCAUGCGAUCAUCGCUCAAACACAAUAGAACCGUUCUGGGAUCUUUCUUUGGAGUUUCCAGAGCGUUACCACAGCAACAGUAAGGAUGCUGCACAGGUUCAAUGUGGGUUGACAGAGAUGCUGGCCAAGUUUACAGAAACGGAGGCUUUGGAGGGAGCCAUAUAUGCUUGUGACCACUGCAAUAGCAAACAGCGGCGAUUUUGUUCAAAGCAGGUGGUUCUAACUGAAGCACAGAAACAACUGAUGGUCCACAAGCUGCCUCAUGUUCUCAGGUUGCACCUCAAACGCUUCAGGUGGUCUGGGCGAAAUCACAGGGAGAAGAUUGGAGUUCACGUUCAGUUUGAGCAGGAGCUUGACAUGGAACCAUAUUGCUGCAAGGACUCCAGUAACUCGCUCCACCCUCAACACUUCCUCUACCAGCUCUCUGCUGUCGUGAUGCAUCAUGGGAAAGGAUUUGGCUCUGGCCAUUACACAGCCUUUUGUUAUAAUACAGAAGGAGGGUUUUGGGUACACUGUAAUGACUCUAAACUGAGUGUGUGUGCCGUGGAGGAAGUGUGCAAGGCCCAGGCCUACAUUCUCUUCUAUACACAGCGGAACUCCCAGGACAAAAUCAAAGCCAGUGACCUCUGACCCCUACCGAGCAGCCCGUCAGCCCAGAGACUGUAAUUUGUACAUUCUGUUGAUAUAGAUUUCGAGCUGGAUAGCACGUGUCUCCUUUUUAUUCUAGUGUACAGCAGUUGCGGAGAGUGUUUGUUUUUGUAAUACGCACACUCAUGCCUUAAAGUUAUACGACUGACAGAUUUUUGUGCGAGGCAUUCUUGCAGUGACUAGCAUUGUGUGUCAGUAUGUAUGAAGAAAGUGAUAACGGUCCUUUGCGUGUAUGUCCUGUUUAAUACUGAAUGUUGUCCACAAACCAAAGUUGUGAGUUUGAAUGUGUACCGAGCCGUGAAAUGUUAGUAUGAAAAAACAAGAUCAAGACAUUUUUCUCUUAAUAUCACAAUAUGUUUGUGUUUUGAUUGUGAUUUUUUUUAAGUGACAAGUUUAAAACACAAAUCACAACAUUUCAGGACUUUUUCUGUCACCUUGUCCGAAUGUAGUUUUAUACCUGGUAUUUGGGUAAUUUUUUUCCAUUUUACAGGAAAAUGUAAGAGAUGUUUACACCAGCAGAAAACGUGUAUGCUGUAUCAUAUACUGCCCAAUUUGGUGUAUAUGCUGUUAGACGGUUGUCUAUUUUUCUGUUGGAUGAAUGCGUAUCUGCAACUCGCACACACGCAUACACCUGCUCACAUAUCUUACAAUGUUUCGACGUAUGUUUGUCUAGGUUAUUGUUCUAAUUCAUUUUCCUACUUCACUCUCGAGCAGGUAUAGACAUGUAACUAUGCAAAUUGAUACCUCAAUUCAUAGAGAAAUUUACCUCAAUAAAAGGAGACUAUUUUUGCAUUUUUCUAAACAA
Triplophysa dalaica is the source of this 3130-nucleotide messenger RNA. It is a transcript of the gene usp44, whose product is annotated as ubiquitin specific peptidase 44. The transcript has 7 exons. Bases 223 to 2307 code for a protein of 694 amino acids. The record is from RefSeq and is a predicted model, not a curated record. Gene Ontology annotation, molecular function: zinc ion binding; cysteine-type deubiquitinase activity. Gene Ontology annotation, cellular component: cytoplasm. NCBI's taxonomy places the organism in Eukaryota, Metazoa, Chordata, Actinopteri, Cypriniformes, Nemacheilidae. Gene Ontology annotation, biological process: protein deubiquitination.